AUGCUCGGGAAAAGACAUACUCAGUAUGUCUUGGUACUAUUUCUGACUCUAACCUUUGUUGGAACAGAUGCACAUGAGAUCGCACGCACAACUCUGGGAAAUCCUUUGGACCCUGAAUCUUUCAUCUCAACAGGUGAUGGCUUCGCCUCUAUGGACAUAGAUCCUGACACAUGUCUCAUACCGCGAGGUCUUAGCUCGAACUUUGAGGCUUGCAACUUUGUAAGAACGCAUUGUGACCACGAAAACUUCCGUUACGCCGAGUUUUACUAUUGCAUAGGACAGGGCCAUGAGGACGAACAAGGCUCUCAAGGGUUCUACAAAGCUGUUCGCCUAGCCACUUCCGCUGGGUAUUUGGGGCUGGUAAUGGUGAUAUUUUUUGUACUGGGAAUUGUGGCAAGCCAUUUUCUGAUUCCCGAUCUUAGGCACAUCUCACGAAUGGCCAAUUUCGACGAAAGAACGGCAGGCGCAACAUUGCUAUCCGUGGGGAAUGGCACACCAGACCUUUUUGCGACCUAUGCUGCUCUCGAAUCUAAGUCUGCUGCAUUAGCAAUUGGCGAAUUGAUUGGCUCAGCCACUUUUGUUUGCACUGUGGUGGUUGGGUCAAUGGCAAUUGUUAGGCCGUUCGAAGUGGACAGUUCUGGCUUCACCAAGGAUGUAGCAUUCUUCUUCGUGCUACUAGGUGUAGCAUUCUACUUCUUGCACGAUGGAAGACUUGUGAUAUAUGAGUGUGUUUGCAUGAUUAUUCUGUAUAUAUUCUAUGUCAUCUUUGUGAUUUUGAGAAAACAAGACAUUUCUCAAAGCACAGACGUUGACCGCGAACCACUGUUUUCACCAAUACCCCAUCACCUGCGACCUCCUUUGCCACGGUCUUUGACGCCUAUUUCACCUGUCAGCACAAUAUCCAACUCAUCAAGGAUUUCUGCAAAUUCAGAGCUUGUUUUUGAGAACAAUGUUCUAGCAGUGGAGUCCGCAAAUGCAAGGCUCUCGUUAUACGAUUCCCUGAAACUAGCAAUGCGGGAAGGUGAUGACCGGAGAUCUCGAGACGAUUCAAAGACUACUUACGCCGAUUCAGAGCGUUUGUUGAACUACAAUAGUCCCUUGCACGGUCAGAGUCCGGUAAUUCCACAGAUCAGAGUCGAUGCACCUACCGGCCUGCGCAUAGACACUAGCAUGGACCCUAGCAUAGUGAACGAAGAGGGCUAUUUCGACAGUAUCCCAGAUUCGGGGUCGUAUAGCGGAAUGAUAUUGCCAGAAUUUGCAGAGAUAGAUUUCAAGACCCGACCACUUGAAUCAGGGCUUUCUCUUGCAAGUAUUCCAUUUUUGCUUCCUCUAAGACUGACGGUUCCUGUCUAUCCAGAGACAGACCUCGAGGAUGAUCAAGACCUUCGCAGAUUAAUGGUUCUUUUCGGUUUCCAAGCCUUUUUUGCACCUUUCAUCGUGUGCUUAGGAUUAGAAAAUUGGCCUUCAACUGGAUGGUGGAAUUUUGCAAUUCUAGGAAUUGCCGGAAUACUACUUUCCCUCAUACACAUCAUACUAUCAAGAUCGAGCUUCACCAGGUUCAAAUACUCUAGCCUUUUCCGGCCAAUUUGCUCAGGCUCAGGCUUUGGAAUUUGUCUCAUAUGGAUCACGAUUCUUUCCUCGGAACUCAUCCAAAUUCUCAAGAACAUGGGUGUGAUAUUUCGUGUUGAUGAGGGAAUGCUGGGUCUUACCGUACUUGCUCUCGGCAACUCAGUUGGUGAUCUAAUUGCCAAUACCACGCUUUCUUCGUUGGGAAAUCCUCAGACAGGAAUAAGUGCCUGCUUUGGAACACCAUUAUUAUAUAUUCUUCUUGGAGUUGGCCUGAACGGGUUAAUUGUCAUCAUUGGCCCCAAAGGCAGUGGGACCAGUCUUGAGUUUGGUCUAGAAACGAAUCUCUAUGUUAGUUGUGCUGGACUACUGAUGAUUUUAAUGUUCUACAUAGUGGUCAUUCCCAGGAACAAAUGGGUUAUUUCGCGCGAAAUCGGAGUUUUCGCAAUUUGUUGGUGGGUGUUGAUAACGACAGUCAACGUGAUAUUGGAGUUAAGGCGAGGUUCUACUACGGUAUUUCAUAAAGUAUGA
Messenger RNA from Kuraishia capsulata CBS 1993, 2097 nucleotides. RefSeq lists its product as uncharacterized. NCBI's taxonomy places the organism in Eukaryota, Fungi, Ascomycota, Pichiomycetes, Pichiales, Pichiaceae. The record is from RefSeq and is a predicted model, not a curated record. Gene Ontology annotation, cellular component: membrane. Gene Ontology annotation, molecular function: monoatomic cation transmembrane transporter activity. Gene Ontology annotation, biological process: monoatomic cation transport; transmembrane transport; intracellular calcium ion homeostasis. The transcript has a single exon. The coding region runs from base 1 to 2097 and encodes 698 amino acids.